Messenger RNA from Chelonia mydas (Green sea turtle), 1436 nucleotides. RefSeq names its product UFM1 specific peptidase 1 (inactive) (gene UFSP1). The record is from RefSeq and is a predicted model, not a curated record. The coding region runs from base 61 to 774 and encodes 237 amino acids. The transcript has 2 exons. Lineage: Eukaryota; Metazoa; Chordata; Testudines; Cheloniidae.
GGGCGCACGGUGCAUGCUGGGAAUUGUAGGCAGAAUCCAGCUCCCUGGAAAACCAGCCACAUGGAGGGCGCCGGGGCCGUCCCGAGGUCUCUGCUCCCCGACAUUCACCGGGGCCUCCCCUUCCCGGGCUCCCCAACACGGGCCGCUCUGGUCUCCGGCUCCUACCUCUAUUACCACUACGGCUGUGACGGGGUGGACGACCGGGGCUGGGGCUGCGGCUACCGGACCCUCCAGACCCUCUGCUCCUGGCUGGCGGCUGCGGGGGCCGGAGCGGGGCCGGGGGGCUCCCCCAGGCCGGUCCCCUCCCUGCCUGCCAUCCAGCGCGCCCUGGUGGAGAUGGGGGACAAGCCCCCGGCCUUCGCCGGCUCCCGGGACUGGAUCGGCACGGUGGAAGCCACCUUGUGCGUGGAUCACUUUUUCGGGGUGCCAUGCAAAAUCGUGCACAGCCCCCGGGGGAGCGGGCUGGGGGGGCAGGUGGGGGCCUUAUACGCCCAUUUCCAGGGGGGCGGGGGGCCUGUGAUGCUGGGGGGUGACGCCGACAGCUCGUCCAAGGGGCUGCUGGGGGUCUGCUCCGUGCCCGCCGGCCACCAUCUCCUCGUGUUGGAUCCCCACUAUUACCGGGGGGCCGGGGGCCUUGGGCGGGAGGGGUUGCAGGGAGAGGGGUGGGUGCACUGGCAAGGCCUGGCCUCCUUCGACCCCGCCUCCUUCUACAAUCUCUGCCUGCCGCAGUUCUGGCUGGACCCGAGUGAGGGGGGAGGCGCUGGUGAAAACUGACUCGCACGAGCGAGUGUCUCCCGGACAGCCGCCAAAGGAGUCACUGGGCCACGUGAACCUUGGUUUGCACGAGUGAGAGUCACCCAGCGCGUUGCACAAGGAAGAUGUCACUAGGACUCGUGAACAUUGAGUCGCACAAGCGAGAGUCACCAGGACGGCCGCCAGUUGCUUUGCACAAGGAAGAUGUCGCGGGGACUCAUGGGCUUUGCACGAGCGAGAGGAUUUUGCCCUAGGCUGCUGCUCUCCCAGCCCGACCUCAUUUUGGGGCCAAAUGCCGCCAGUUCGGGGAUAAGGAAAGCCCCCCCGUGCUCUGAGGGAGGGCGGAUGUUCAGCGGGAAUGAACAUUGGGACAUCUCUGAGGGUGAGAUUUCCCUGCAUUUAGUUUCCUACUGUAUUAGGCUUAGACUUGCGUGUUUUUGUUUUAUUUUGCUUGGUAAUUUACUUUGUUCUGUGUGUCAUUACUUGGAACCACUGAAAUCCCACUUUGUGUAUUUAAUAAAAUCACUUUUUACUUAUUAAUUAACCCAGAGCAUGUAUUAUUACCCGGGGGAGCAAACAGCCGUGCAUCUCUCUCUAUCAGUGUUAUAGAGGGCGAACAAUUUAUGAGUUUACCCCGUCUAAGCUUGAUACCGAGUAAAACAGAUUUAUUUGGGGACCCCACU